Cladocopium goreaui is the source of this 2688-nucleotide messenger RNA. The record is from the annotation of a GenBank genome assembly. Lineage: Eukaryota; Dinophyceae; Suessiales; Symbiodiniaceae.
AUGCUACCUGCCCUGCCAGGUGUACCGAGUGGCGAUGUGGAUGCGUUUGUGGGGUGGGAGCUCGCCCAAAAGAACUCUUUUGGUGGAUAUGCAGACUCCCACAAGCAGGCUUAUCCAAGCCGUUCCCUGCAGCUCCUGGUCCACAGCAGAGCUUGGAGGCACAAUUCAGAACUGGAGACCCUUGUGAAGCAGGGGGCCCUGCCACCUGCAGUGAAGGGGAUCCCUUCGCCACAGCAAAGUCUUUCAGCCUCAGCCAGCGCAGAGGUACCCACAGGUUUCCCAGAGACCCAACGUGACAACGAUUCGGAUGAAGAGUUCAUUUCCAACAAAAAGACAGUGGUUUCCAACGUCUAUGCACCUCAGGGGUUGGUUACUCCACAACAGCCCCGGCCCAAACCGAGCCCCACUUCAGCACCACAGGUGGCCAGGAUCCCUGUGUUGUCAGAGAGUGAAAGAAAGGCAAUUAUGGCUGAGCCAAACAGGUUGCCAAACCCAGAUUCCCCAAAUGCUAGCCCAGGAACCAUUUCCAAUUCCGAUGGGACCAUUCAAAGUUAUCCGGGGACCCAUGUGGAGGCAGAACCCUUUGAGGCUGAUUGGGAUGAGAUUCCAGAUAUCAGUGAUGCAUUGGCCCCACGGUUCAAAACACAUGAACACCAUCUGACACCGGAAGCCAUCCGGAGUCGUUCCAAGAGAAUUUUCACCAAACGGGCUGAUGGUAGCAAGAAGGUAACCAUCGAGGGUGAAUUUGUUACCCAAGCCACUAUGGAAUCUUGGGGGUGGUCUGAGCAGCGCAUAGAAGCCGUCAAGAAGCACUGCCGAUCCCAGCCAAAGAAGCUCUUGAGGCGUGAUACCUACCAGCAAAUCACCUUGUUCUAUGUCGAGAAGGCCGUGAAGGGAAGCUACAAGCAAGCCUCCCGAGUGGAGGUCACGAAGCGAGCCCGCUUGCAUGAGAAGGGUAUUGGUGGAAUGUCCCUCAGCCAUGAGGGCCCCUUUGCUGAUGGACAAGAAGGCAAUGAUGAUGUUGACCUGACGAAGUCGGAUGACGACACCAAUGACGAUGCAGGCAUCAAGUUGAGGAAACAGCUUGGCAUCCCGGAGGCUGACCCAGAUGCUUUACCCAGUGCAUCCCUGAACAAGACUGCGUUGGCAAAGCGGAUCAGCAAGGUCGCCGCAUUCAAGGUAAAGUUUGUGGCUCCACAAGAUGGGCAGCUGACAGAAGUGCAAACCAGGCUGGCAGCGGCCCUGAGUGCUUCAGUGACAUCGCUAGAGGAGAUUCACACGGAGAUAUCGAAUGCCUACUCCAAGGGUGUGGUUCAAGGAUUCAAGAGAGAGGAAGAGGAAGAUCUGAAGAAAUUGGUUGACAAGGCUAUGACCAGGCCUUUUCAGCCCAAGCAGACCUCUGCUGAGCCCAAAGCGAAGGCGAAGGCCCAUGGGAAGGCGAAGCCGAAGCCGAAACCUCAGAGCAGACGUGCGGCAAAGGAAGAACACCGUUCCCCUGACCAUAGCAAGGGCCAGGGCAAAGGUGCCCAACAUCGACCAGAACCGCCUGGAGAAACUGCGCACAACUAUGCGGAGGUUUUAGCUGAUGGCGCUCCAGCUGCUACACUUUCUCAUUUUGCUGCUGUAGCAAGAGAGGAGGUGCAGCCAGGUCUCAGCGGAGAACGUAGUCGCAAAAAUGCAAGCCGUGAUGCACAUUAUUUUAUCAACAAAUGGGGCUUGACUUGGAAAAUUCCAUUGUCCUAUGUGGAUGUGGAGCAUGAUGGUGAAACAGUGAAAUUUGCUUACAUCAAACCAUUGGACUUCUUGAACUACUUGACACAAAAAGCACCUGAAUUGUUGAUGGGUGGUUGCCCCAACCUGGAUGAUGGGCAAGCGCAGCUGGAAUCAUUCUGGAAAGCUUAUUCCCAUAUACACCCGACACACUGUCUUUUCAAAGAACAAAAGUCUGAGCGUUCUUUAUCCAACACUUUUGCUUUGGCGAUUCAUGGAGAUGAGGGACGUGGUUUGAAAAGAGGCAACACCACCAUUCUUAUGAUGGAGACUUGCGUGGGGUUGGACACUUGGGCCAACUGGGUCAACAAAAAGGGUGCUUCGACUUGCGAGGAUUGUAGCCUUGAUGAGCCAGCCAGGAAAAGGUUACGCUUGGACCAUAGUGCCCCAGCUUCAGCCAUGAACCCUGCCUGCUAUCAGACUACGAACUUGAAACAGCAUUCUUUCUUGACAAAAUUUGUUUUGGCUGCGCUUCCUAAGAAGAACAAGGAAUUAGUAGAUGCAGUUUUGACUGAGAUCGUCCGGGACUUCAACAUUUUGUUUGAAACUGGAUUUUGCAGUGGUGGCCGUCGGUGGUUUGGAGCAUGUACUGGCAGCAAAGGGGACUUGAAAUGGGUGCAGCGUAUUGCUGAACUUGAGCGAUCAUUUGGCUCCCAAAUUUCCAUUGGCAAACCAAUGUGCCAUGAAUGCAUGGCAGGUACUCCUGAGCUACCAUUUGAAGACUCAACCCAUGAGCCGUUGUGGGGUCCAACUUGUUACACUGUCCGUCCCUUUUCUGUGAAGCCAAUUUUGUGUCACAUACCGUUUGAAUACGAAGGUGGGGAUGAUAAUCCUCCCUACGAACGGUUUUUUCGCCGGGACAUUUUCCACAAUACGAAGCAGGGAGUAUAUACAGAGACUUCAUUGCCAGUUGCGUGA